This is a messenger RNA of Colletotrichum spaethianum, 2151 nucleotides long. RefSeq lists its product as uncharacterized. The coding region runs from base 1 to 2151 and encodes 716 amino acids. NCBI's taxonomy places the organism in Eukaryota, Fungi, Ascomycota, Sordariomycetes, Glomerellales, Glomerellaceae. The record is from RefSeq and is a predicted model, not a curated record. The transcript is spliced from 4 exons.
AUGGCCGAGGCCCUACUGGGCCUGGCGCCCUCAUACGGUGACGCGCCCAGCAACAAGUCGUCGGUUUCGCAUCCCGAUGACCUCUCGGCCCAGCUCCGUCGCGACCUCGAAACUAAAAAGACACCCACACGUUGCGAACACGUCUCCACCACACUCGAAGUGCCAUCGACAGUCGAGUUCACAAUUUCUGAGAGCGAUGGAGAUGCGCAAGAAAACAUUGAUCCCACCCUGGGUGGCGUCCGGACACAAGUCAACGAAGGCCAGCCUGUGAAGAUUGUGCGCGCCUACGAGACAAUCAUCAGCCAACCACACGACAACCCAGUGCUGCAGAGAGCUGUGGCGAAAAACAUUGUUGGACUUUUGUCGACGGCCGACAAGAGUACGUGGGUGGUUCGAGAGGUCUCGCGCGGCCAGUAUGGUUGGACCUUCACCUACAUUUGCAAGGACUCUGUGGCCAUGUGGAACCGGCAGAACGGGAAGACGGCUACCAAGGCUCUCAUUGGAGACUACAGCCAGAAGGAGCUGGACCCCAUCAUCUCAGGCCGGCCAGCGUUCGACUGCCGCGGCAACCUCAUAAUCGCCUUUUCCAAGAACUCGCGGACAAUCGUUAUCAAAUACGAACACACACCGUUUCAUAAGACCGUCGGUGAGAUGAUUGAACAUUUCCGGCCGCUUCCUCCGGCCGCACCGCCAGCCCCCUUGAUACCCACUGGCGACAAGCCAAAGAAGACGAAGACGCCGAGGAAGAGGAAGAGGAAGAGCGAGGCGCACGGCGAUGGUACACCCACUCAGCUAAAGAAAAAGAGGAAGGAAAAGCCGGAAACUGCGGUCGGCGGCGAUGCCGCGCAAGACGAGGAAGUUAACAGCAACGGUCAAACAACAGCCACUGUCCCCACCAAGGCGGAUGCUGCUGUGCAGAGCGGCGUUCAUUCACACGCAGUCCUGAACGUUCCUCCUGCCGAAGCAGUUCGACGACGUGAAGUUGCCAUCAGACUUCUUAGCGACAGUGGUCUGGACCCAGAGAGUCUCUCUACGGAGCAAUUCAGCAUCUUUGCCAACCAGUCCCCGGAUCUCCAGCGAGAGUCGCUUUCCAUGUUGGUCAAGUACGGCGCCGAGAGGCUUCGAAUCGUGCAUCCCAGCGAUGCCACCGCAGCAACCUCAACAAACGCAUCCCCCACGUCUCAACAAGCCGCAGCUGAAGCAGAGGAUGAAAACUCAGGGGCGACGUCGGGAUCCUCCGCCCCCGCAAAGAAGAAGCGGCCACGGAAGUCCAGACCGGCGGCUGGUGGUGACGAGGAAGAGGAGUUGAUUCCUGCGCCUCCAGGCACACCAUUAAAGCAAAUCUCAAGAGGUUCCUGCAUUGCUUGCAGAAGGGGCAAGGCCAAGAAUACCGAGUGCCAGUACCCCCUGGUUAUAAGAAAACAGGCGACCAAGAAGGAGGAAGAGAACUCAUCAGCUCAGGCGGAGAAUGGCGAUGGUGAAGCUGAAGCAGAGCUGGAGCUAGAGCCUGAAGCCGCUCCGGAGUCUCGUCUGGAAACCCAAGAGCAGGAACCCGAUGACAUUGAAACUAUCGACUACACAUCGAACAUGCCGGUUGCUAACAUGCUUACUCCUGCCCGCGAGCCCCCUCGCCAGGACUACUUCAACUCUGGCCACAACGAACUGACGUUCACUCAAGACUCUUCCAACGAUUUGGGCAUGUCUCAUGACGUGACCUUAUAUCCAGAACCUUCUGCCAGCGUGAGUUACACGGAACAACCGAGAACAACCACGAGUUACGCGCAGCCUUCUUCUCUUACUGAGACAGCGACCUAUACUCAGCCAACUGCGGAGACGGGGGAUUAUACUCAACCAACCAACGACGAAAACAUUGGUUACUUACAAACAGCCGAGGCCGGCGAUUUCAAUUACCCUCAGCCUGAAGUCAAAAGUCCUCCUGCGACAGAAAGCCCUACGACGCGGCGCAGCUUGCCAUCCGAGCAGCCGCAGCAGUCUACAGCCGAACCCUCUGUCCCAGUCCCGAGUUACACGCGGAAUUGGCACCGCGACAAACACGGUGUCGCCCACCAUGGCAGCGCGACAGCGUCGAUCACGGAAGUCAGGUCAAACCACUACAUCAACUACCGUCGCUCUGCAACCGGCUUCCUAUGA